AGCGUAGGGGAACCCCGAUCCCUCCGUCGAAGGAGCUGCAGGAUGGGAGAGGCGGGUUUGUUUGUGCCUUCAGAAAGGGGAAGUGGUGAGACGGCUGAGCUGGAGGUCCCCACCAGCAAACCGCCCGCACGGCUGCUGCUUCCCCGAUGAGUCUCUGCUCCUCGCUUCGUUCCAGCAUCUGGAGAAGGAGCGGGACCGUCGGGUGCAAGUGCGCUUGGAAGACUUGCUGGGGAGAUGCUGCCAGCCUUUGGGGGUCCGAGGGCAAGCCAUGCUUACGGGAAUGCACUGACCACAGCGCUGCUGCCUCCGAGUAUCACACCCAAAAAACCUUCCUCCCAUCCCUGAUUGCUGAGAAUGACUCCUUCUUCACCAGCAUGGCUGAAGAAAAGGAGGACUCAUCUUCCGUAGAGCUGGACGUCCCAACAGCAGAUUUGCACAGCAGCGUGGAGGAUCUCCUCUCAGACUCUGCUCUCCAUGGCACAGAGUAUUUCAGAGAUCUGGGGUUUCUGAGCCUGCCAACUACCAGCACAGCACCAGAGACUGCAUCACCGUCAGAACAAGCGCCCCAAGCUGUAUCUGCCUUUCGCUUAUUGGAAGAGAGACCGAGGGGGUUGAGCAAAAUGUCUGUGGAUGUUGCUUUUUCCAAUCCUGUCUCCUGCUCGGUGCGUUAUGGGGAGGCCGACUGCCACUUCCUGAACAGAGACUGCGUUUCCUCCCGCGCAGCAGUGCCACAAGAGGCAACUGGCACCUCUGAGUGUCCUGCAGAGCCAGGCAAAGCACUGGAGCUGCAGGAGGCCGAGGAGACCUUCCCCACGCUGGUGAGGUCCAUGUCUACCUCACGGAGACACAGCUGGGAGAGCCCCGUAUCACCCCUGGACUGCACGCGCAGGUUCAGCCUGGACGCCACAGAGAUGGGCAGUGACCCAGAGCAGGAGGACGUGGCGAAGGGGAGUCUGUCCUGCCCGCAGCCUCUCGUGUCCCUUCAGCUGCCCAGAGGGGAGCUGGAAGCCUGCAGCGGCAGCGGGGGCGGCACGGUGAUCAAAGUGGAGAUAGAGCCGCUGCGCCCGAACCUUGCGGUGGGCCCCAGCUUCGAGGAGGCGGAAUGUGGCAGCAAUGGGAAGAGACUGAGGUCAAGGUCUGUCCCAUCAGCCUGCGACAAGGUUGCCUCCCCUCAGAUACCUUGCAGUUUCAACACUCCUCUUCCAGCCAUGGAAGGUGUUGAACCCCCUGCUCUGGAGAUGCUGGAGAAGGACCACGUGUCCCCAGACCACGUACUAAUUGUCCAGCAGGUACUUCAGGAGCUGAAACAAUAUCAUGGGGCCAAGCAGAGAGCAUGUGUGCAAGAAAGUAGUGAUGCUUCCCAGCAGAACCUCACGUGGUUUGAGUUCCUGUCUAAUGAAAAUGAGGACAGUGGAAAGACUGAUAAAGCAGAGAGAGGCACAAAGGUGAUGCGACGUCUGAGUUCCCUGCGGAGCCGAGUCACUGGGUCCUGGCAGAAGGAUAAGGGUAAGAACAAAGAGCAGCCCAAAGAGAAAGAGAAGGAGAAAGAGCCAAAGGAGCCAAAAGAGAGGUGGAAAGAGAUCAAUGGGCACCAGCUUGUGCCAGGAGUUUUCUCCAGUUGCACCAGCUGCUCACUGUGUGCCAAACCUCUUGUGAAUAAAAGUGGUCUGCAGUGCCUGAAUUGUGCAGUGAAUGUCCAUAAGAACUGCAAGAAUUUACUGGCUGAAUGCAGCAGCAUCAGACCCAAGAAAGAUUUGCAGCACAGACCUUCUGGAUCUCCACAAAGUUCGUCCCAGUGCAUUUCCCCAGCCGCUUCUUUGAAGGAGCAGCCCCGAGGUCUUCUCCUGGGACCGGAUGGCACCCCAGUAUUAUCGCGGAACCUCGGUAUGACUAUCGCCCAGAGAGGAAAUUCUCAGUCUUCACUGAAUACUGCUGGAGCUGUUAAUAAAUUUGGACUAAUUUCAGGAGACAUGGAUGAAGGGGAUUCUGGAUUUAUAAAAUUUAAGCAGGCAUCAGAUGAUGUUGUCUCACUUGCACCUUCAACGUCGGACUCCAUUUUUCUGGAAGAUGCAUAUUCUGUGUCCCUCCGAAGUGAAAUAGAAACAGAUGCUCUUGAGUUUGAGGCAGAGUCUUGGAGUGUUGCAGUGGAACAGCCUUAUGCAAAAAGGCAAAGGAAAGAAGUUAUAAAAAGGCAAGAUGUCAUUUAUGAACUAAUGCAGACUGAAAUGCACCAUGUCAGAACACUGAAAAUUAUGCUGAAGGUGUACUCCAAAGCCAUGAGAGAGGAACUGCAGUUCCCAAAUGCAGUCAUCAACAAACUUUUCCCUUGUGUGGAUGAGUUGCUGGAGAUGCAUGGGCAAUUCCUGCUCCAAUUAAAGGAGCGGCGAAGGGAGUCCUUGGAAGAAGGCAGUGACCGAAAUUAUAUUAUCCAGAACAUCGGGGACAUCUUGGUAAAGCAGUUUUCAGGUGAAAAUGGGGAGAGAAUGAAAGAAAAAUACGGUGUGUUCUGUUGUGGUCACAAUGAAGCUGUUAGUCACUAUAAAGACCUUCUCCAAAGCAAUAAGAAGUUCCAAAACUUAAUAAAGAAAAUAGGCAACUGUUCCAUUGUGAGGAGACUUGGCGUUCAGGAGUGUAUCCUUCUAGUUACACAGCGCAUCACCAAAUAUCCAGUGUUGGUGGAACGUAUUAUUCAGAAUACCAAAGCCGGAACUAAAGAUUGUGAAGAGCUGACACAGGCUCUCAGUUUAAUUAAGGACACGAUCACUCAUGUGGACGCCAUGGUAAAUGAGUGUGAGAAGGGGCAGCGCCUUAAAGAGAUUAUGCAUAAAAUGGAGCUAAAAUCAUCUGGAAAAUCCAAGAAUGGGCUUUUGUUCCGGAAGGACGACAUGGGGCAGAGGUGGCUUCUGCUGGAUGGGAUGCUAUACUGGAAAGCUGCAUCAGGGCGACUCAAAGAUAUUCUGGCAGUCCUGUUAACUGAUGUGCUUUUGCUAUUACAAGAAAAGGACCAAAAAUAUGUAUUUGCAUCAGUGGACUCUAAACCACCAGUUAUCUCAUUGCAAAAGUUGAUUGUAAGAGAGGUAGCUAAUGAGGAAAAAGCAAUGUUCUUAAUUAGUACUUCCUUAAAAGGACCAGAAAUGUAUGAAAUUCAUACAAGCUCAAAAGAAGAGAGGAAUUCCUGGAUGGCUCACAUUCGCAGAGCUGUAGAAAGCUGUCCUGAUGAAGAAGGAGGAAUGUUUUCUGCUUCAGGGUCACUAAAGAGGCUGGCUGAAGCAAGAGCUGCUAAGUUAAAAGAAUUUCAAGAGCGUUUGAACAUGAAAGAUGACCUGAUUGUGCAAAAUCUGACUGAGAAGCAACAGAUUUAUCUAGAAAUGUCUGAAAUGAAUGGGUUUGAAGACCAUUCCCAAGGAGUCCGAUCUAGACUACUUUUUCGGGGGGAUAACUCAGAGGAUCUGCAAGGAGAGGUGAUUUUGAAGUCUGCAGUGACAGAAGCUGAAAAUCUCCAGAACCUCAUCUUAACUCACUUGGGCAAUGGAUCCUCUCAGCCUGAAGAUAGCUUUGGGUUGGGACUCCCCAAGAGAGCAGACCCCUUUGGAGGAUAUGACAUCAGCCCCUCAAUUUCAAAUAAAAAUGGUAGUUUUAGGAAAAACAGUGGUGGUGACCAGAGACAGUGGGACUGGAGAGGCCCUGCAGCAAAUUCAGAUGUGCAGCUCCAUGACCUCCCUUUUGAUGCAGAGGAAGCAUCUCAAACCAGUGACACAACGAGGCUGGGUGAUAGCAGUGGUUUGCAGCCCACCAUCGAGUCUGAGCUUGUCCAAAGGAUACAGACGCUGUUACAGUUGCUCUUCAGUCUACAGGCAGUGAUAUCUCAGCAGGACAGCUAUAUUGAGAUGCAACGAGCCACCAUGGCAGACCGGGAGAAGCAAUACCGGCUGCAGUCUACGCGAGGCAACCUGCUGCUAGAGCAGGAGAAGCAGCGUAACUUUGAAAAACAGAGAGAAGAGCUGAUGUAUGUACAGAAACUUCAGAACCAGCUGAAGCUGGAACAGCAGCGCUGGGAACGGGAAAGAAGUCGGCAGCAGAGGGAAUUUGAAAGAACAGAAGCCCGGCUGCAGGAGCGCGAAGAGGAGAUUCGGCAGCUAAAAGACAGGUUGAGUCAGGACAAGGAAGAGCUAGAGAGGCAGCGAGAGGCCUAUCAGCAUGACCUGGAGAGGCUUCGGGAAGCUCAGAGAGCAGUUGAGAAAGAGAGAGAGCGUCUAGAUCAGCUAAGGAAGCUGAAGAAACAGAACACAAUGUCAGGCACCUGCUCCCCAGAAUUGGGACAGAAUCAGAUGCUGAGCCAUUCCACUAGCUUCAAUGGAGAAGGGGUAGAACCACCUCUACCAGUCUUGAAAACCUCUGGGAGAGUGAGCGUCUGCGGGAUGGAUUACUUGGAACGGACGGAGCUGGUUCGUAGGGACAGUACUACCAUGGAGAACCGUCCAGUUCUUGCGCUGAAGAAUGAAGUGCCAAUACAUCUCCUGAGUGCAACUAAUCAGAUACAGAAACCAGCUGCAGUUCAGCAGCAGAUUCCUACUAAGCUUGCCACUUUUACAAAAGGAAGCAAAGAGAAAGGUGGGAAGAACAAAGCAUCUCAUCGGACAGACAGUUCGGCAUCUGUUGAUCAGAAACAGCUGAUUCCUCCCAGGCUUGUUGGACGAGAGGAGGGUGUCUUGAGAGGCAGGCGAUCGGCAAGUCCAGUCCUCCCAAGCAGCCAGACCACUGCAUUCCAGCCAGAAUUGUACAGCCCUACUGAUGCUCAGCCAGAAGCACUUUCGUCUGCCUCAGCAAACUUAUUCAAGCCCAAUAACGUUCCUGUCCAGACCUCGGUGGCCUCUCAGCCGACUCUGUUAAAUGUGCAAGAUGAUACCAGCAAAGAAGAUGUAAUUUUUUUCUAAUUGUUUCCAUUUAAAGAUUAGUCUUUUGACAUACUGUUUCAAGAACUCAGGCCCAAGUGUUCAACGUGACAGAGACCCGAUGUGGAUGUCUUUUCAUCCCUGCCCCUUUAAUACUAGCAAGGACCGGACCAGGAUUACUGUUUUACUUUGUUUGUCUUCUCUGCCAGCAGCUCAGAAUGAGGACACAGUAGUAAUAACUUGCUUUUAAUUUCUCCAAACAUGGAAAUGUAUUGAUACAUGGCAAGGAUAUAUAAAUUCAGAGCAUAUUAAAAUGCUGCUAUUUACUGUAAUUUGCUCUCUUUGGUGAAUCUGCGCUCUUUGUGGGCACCAUCUUGUGAAGUAAACUGUUUUAAUUGAUGUCAAACCUCCCAGAUUUUUUUUAUGUAAAAAAUUUUAGUAGUAGGCCCCAAAUGACUGAGAAUUUUUAAAUCCAUUAUUACAGAUACGUGGUCAGUGUAAUGGAUUAUGCUAACUAUGUUUCCCUAACUAGUUGACUAGCAAGCCAGUCUCCUUACAGCCAGGUAUGGCAACCAUUGCGAUACCCACUCACAGGAGCCAGACUAGCAACUCUGUUCCUUUAGUGAGUCAGUGGAACACGUCUGAUGGGCAGGUACAGUAGAAGAGAGAAGGUAAGCUGCUUGAGAGCCUUCAAGGGUCAGGAGCUCCACCUGCUUGUGGACAUGAAGGGUUGGACAUGUGAAAAUAUACAACAGUAAUGAAGAGUUGGACUAAAUGCACGUUUCUUUGGCCAUCACCUUGCACCAGGGAGUAACUAUGUCCUUAGAAACAUACUGGGUAGUUCUCCAUGUUAGCGAGAGUGGUGCAGAUUCCCAAGCAAAACUGAUGAGUUGGUUUGGAAUGAACUUAGAGACUUGCAUUUUACUCCUUGCUGAAGACAUAGGAAGUGUUCGAACGCAGUAAUUUAUUGUCUUGUUUAAUCCUAAGUUUUCUGCAUUUCUUGUUUGUCUGCUAGUUUGAUGGGACAUUACUCCAAGUAUCGGAAGAUAAUAAAGCUGCUGUUACUGCAGAGACUUCUCUGCAACACUGUGUUAGGAAUGAAGGGAAUAAGAACUAUUUCUUAAAAAAUGUACCAUUCGCUAAACCUCCAUUGGUUUAGCUGCUUAAAGCUAAGCCAGCUUGGCCACCGCUUAUUAAAUGGGUCAGUUUGUAAUCAUGAAAUGGUGAUGGUGUUAACAUAUUUCUGUUCAAAAGGCAUUGUGCCCCUUUGUAGUAAUUUGCACAGUAAUCUGGUGUAUAUUAUUUCUGUAUGUCAGUUUUUGUUAGUCACUUCACCUAAGGACAUGUAUUCCAGCACAUGCUGAAGGAGGCCAGUCAGAUACGUUGUGCACAGAAGAGCUUGUUUAGAGGGGAUUGUUACAGAAUGAGAGAAAUCAGUAUCUCAGACCUUAAAAAUGUGCGUUAAUACCUUUCGGAAUAUGAGUGGUAAUAGUUUUGUCAUAUCGUUAACCCUGGUUAAAGAAUCCUUCUGUAGUGCUUCUUGGAUUUAAUGUUCAUUUCUUUGUGAACUGAUAUUGGUGUAAACCUGAAGCAAUGCUAUCGAAUUCAAUGGAGCUGCAAUGUUGUGAAUGAGAGGAGACUCCAAACCGUCUGACUUUUUACUAGAAUAAAUUAUCACCGUUAAAUAGGAUACACUUGACUGUAAUACCAAAGUAUUGCUUUGGUAAAUCAUCAGUCUUGCAGAACUGAUGCAGAUUAUCAAUGGUUAAAUUUGCAAAAUACAGUAUGGUCACUAUUGGGAACAUAGUGAUUUUUGUAUUGUUGUGAUAUGAUGUUGAUGAUGGUUAGAACAUAGUUCUACAUCGUAUUCUUUUUUGCAUUCCUAAAUGUUAGGUUGAAAUGGAGGGGAAUUCUUCUUAAAAGAAAAAUCAGUUCUGAUCAAGCUGGCAUGUAAGAUCCAACAGCUUUAUAGGAAUGAUCUUUUUCAGUCUGCUGAUGUCGAGGCUCCAGUCAUCUGUGAUACCCAUGUAUUUUCUUCCAUAAACAUACAGUGAAGCAGCAAGAAUGCACAAUAUGUUCUUGCCUUUAUGCUGUGGUUUGGGCCACUCCUAGUGAAAAUGCUGUGUCCCCAUUUCCUUCGAUUACCAGGUUUUUAGGAGUUGUAGCCUGAAGUUAAGUUAAAUGAGUGGAAUGAACUCAUGUCCUGAGCCUCAGCCAAGAAGCAAGGUCUCCAUUGGCUGUUUGGAGGAUUUAAAUCAAUUUUUAGAAACAUUUAUUUGGUUUAAUUUUGUGUCUGCCCUAAAGUAUAGGAGAAAGACUUGUAUGGACUGAGGAGGUUUAUUUGGCUGCUUUUUUUCUUCUUCCUCUGUACAGUGAACAAAGUCAGAUACCGAACAGUGACAUCUGGAAAAUAUUAUGUCUGCAGUGAGGUCUCAUUUCUUUUAGUAUGUUUGAACUUAAAUAUAACCAUUUUAAUCCUCUUUGUCAGCAGUGCUUCAAAUAAGUUGUUAUGACGACUAGCAAAUGGACGCAGGAUGCUUACAGGCUAGGCUGCUGGCUCAGCAUCACAAAAUCUCCUUGGAAUAUGGAUCUUCAUUCUGUAACUGAGAAAUUACCUUAUCGCCUGUCCUCAAUACACGUCUAGCCGCCGCUAGUGCUGUGACAGCUGUUUGCACCUUGAAUAGAGCCUGGAUCUCCAUCCACUCAUAGUCCCUUGGGUCAAAAUCAUUAUGUGCCAUACUAGCUAUUGAUGUGGCUUCCUGUACAGUACCCAGCUAGGGAGAGGCUUUAGAAUUAGCAAAUGCUGUGUUAUCUCCUUAUUAGUGCAAUGACAGACCAGCGUAUGGUAAAAUUAUUUAUAGAAAGCAGAGGGAAGCAAGUGAAAGACUUUAUUUAAAUGAAAAAUGUGUCAUCUCUUCACUUUUGCAAAGUUUAAUCUGUCAAAUUGUCAUUCAGUCACUCCAGUUGAGUGAGCUAGUUUUGGAUUCUUAACUCUGAUUUGAAGCAAAAUUAUCUGCUGAAGCAGAUUAGAUUACAAAAUACUGCUGUGUCCUGGGCUAAGUGACCUGCUUUUGCUUGUCAGUAAAAUUCUUUCCGUUUGACCUUUUGGUUACUUAAAAUAAAAGUUUGCUUCUAACUGAUGUCAAAGGAUUAGACAGUUCAAAAUUCUGUGCCUCCCAGGUGCUUUUUGGCUUUUUUCCUGAGCUGGGGUGUGGAGGAAAUUAGGGCACAAGCUUUGAACUGCCUUUUUCUUUGCUUUGUGUCACAGCCUUAAAAUUAUGAUUGUAUUUAAUAUUGUGAUGUUGAAAUAUAGAGACUAUGGUUUUGAUCUUCAAUUUUAAACUCUGGCGUAAAGGAUGCUUCCUCUAUUCCUUCCCAUUCAGACUAUAGUCGUUUUGUCUUUCAGACUGAAGAUCCCUCCAUAUUCACUAGUAUUGAGCACAUCUGCCUUGUGUGUAUUGUAAAUGCUCUCCUAGUUUUUAAAUGUACUAUCUGUGGAUUGUCGUUGUGGCAUGUUCCACAAAUUGAAAUUGCUUAUCAUUUCCCAGUGUGAGGCAGAAGAAUUGGUAUUUCUAGAGAUGCUUGCUCACCAAGGUAGUAGCAUUCCUGCAAAGGUAGGAGUAAUUCUAAAUAAUUUGCUGGCAGUUUUGUCUUUCUGCGUAGUAGUGAGAUAAUCCUGCAUUCAUGGAACUUGGUGUUUGCCAUUUGCAUUUGCAAUGAAAGUCGAAAAUUAGACUAGCCAAGGGUUAAAAAUAUAUGUUUAGUUUAACUUCUACAUUCAAUCCUUCAGAACUGGAGCGAAGGCUCCCCUGGUGCUGCUCAGUGGUGUCCCUGUGUGUUGUGCCCCUGUAAAAGGGAAUUCAGAACGUUUUGUUGUCUUCCCCAGCAGUUCUCGCAUGUACAAGAAAGGUGGUCUUGGCAACAGGUUACGUAUUUGUUCUCCUUGCAUAACCUUCUUGUCGAAUAAGUAAAAGAAAAGCCUUCCCCCUGCGCCUUCAAGGCCAAACCCAACAUCUUUGUGACCACUGACGGCUCUUCAUCAUUUACCAUCAGCGCGUUAUACGUCAAAUACCACUUGUGCCAUGUUUAUAAAUCAGUGUUUUAUAUUUUUGUACUGAAAGAAAUUGGAGCACUUUAGAAAAGUUUAUUUCAAAUUCCACUUGUUUUACCUGCAAGGAAAUCUUUCAUGGAAGGAAAUCCUGUUGAUGUAAUUGCGUGCAUCUCACCCAGAGCUGUGAACUCUCUUGAUGCUGUUUAGUCUUAGGUCUGGUUUCUAGGCCCACCUUGCACUGUAAAGAUUUAAUAAAUAAUCAUGGUUCGUGGUUAAAUUGAGCGUUUUGUUGGGGAAGCGUUUUGUUUUUUGUUAGGAUGUAAACAUUGUAAAUAGUUCCUUUCCUGUUGAUACUCAAUAGCAACAUCUUUGUAGUCCUUAUUUUAUUUGUAAAGUUGAUGGUUAAAUGUUAAUAUUCUGUUGAAUUGUGCACUCUUGAUUAAUUGUAAACUUGAUCUUAGCACACCAAAUGAUGAUUUUUACAAUGAUUGCAAUGUUUCUCCACUGAAGGAUUUCAGAGCUGCAAUAGGACUGAAACCAACUUCUAGCAAUAAAAAAAAAAAGUUAAAAACUGA
Molecule: messenger RNA, 9518 nt
Organism: Dromaius novaehollandiae (emu)
Lineage: Eukaryota; Metazoa; Chordata; Aves; Casuariiformes; Dromaiidae
Gene: ARHGEF18
Product: Rho/Rac guanine nucleotide exchange factor 18
Exons: 31
Coding region: 147-4934 (1595 amino acids)
Biological process (GO): small GTPase-mediated signal transduction
Molecular function (GO): guanyl-nucleotide exchange factor activity
Source: RefSeq, a predicted model, not a curated record